Porites lobata is the source of this 6875-nucleotide messenger RNA. The record is from the annotation of a GenBank genome assembly. NCBI's taxonomy places the organism in Eukaryota, Metazoa, Cnidaria, Anthozoa, Scleractinia, Poritidae.
GUGAAUGAAAGUGAGAUGGCAGAACACUAGCUACUGCAUCCAACUUUUGAAAGCAGUAAAAGCCAGGUGAGUAAAGCCUUUCUCUGAAAACAGAAAACAAUAGCAAAUCGAAACCAACUUUUCAAGUUAUUCGAAGAAUUAUUGCCCACGAAAAGAUCUUCGCAUCUGAACAAGAAUCGCAAGUCAUUCGGCUACAGGUACACUCUCGCUGCGCCAUUUCUUGAAUUCGCUUUGUAUUGAAAGCAGCAUUCAGAACAAGCAAACUUAGUACAGUUUCUAAGUUAAUGAAUGAGUCUGCAGUUUUACGUUUUACCGAAGAUUCGUUAAGGACUAAAUUACUGCUCACAGUUCUAAGCCCAAGCUUUGAGAUCUUUAAGAAAAUUGAAUUAAGCUUAUCUGUUGCGGUGAACUAGUUGCGCCUCUUUGUAAGCUUACAUGUGUUGUACGAUUCAUGUCAGAUCUGUUAAAAAGCAAUACAAACAUACAUGAAUUGGCCGAAUUCCGUUAUAUAAUUGUUUUAAUUUAACAGUUCGAAACGUGUUUGAAUAAAUUAAAUAGAAACACGCCGAAGCUUAUUUCAAAAAUCGGGACUCCAGGGCUAUAAAAUGGCUUACUCGAUCUGCAAGAAGGUUUGAAGGAGAUCGCAAACUGUGAAUUAUAUAAACCUGUGUUGUAUGCUUGACGAAAUUUACAACAAUUAGUUUUUCUUAUUACUAUACAAUUUUUAAGAGCUAGAAACGUUAACCCUGCGUCAAUGAACUCAAACCAUUCCGGUGUGUAAGUUAAAUCUCAAAACGGCGGAAAAUUAUUCAACUUGCGCUUGCAAUAUGAAUCUUGUUUAGAGCAACAGUCUUUUUUGAAAACAUUAAAUUCAAAUGACGUUGGGCUAUUCUGGAAUUAUAAACAUUGUAUAGCUCUGAUGAGUCACAAAUGUAAGCUUAAUUAUGUGAACAAAAUUCAGUGUCAAGGGCGGUCGGCAAGUCAAAGCAUUCAGACAUUUUUUCUUUAGAAGUUUUCAGUUUGAUCCAAAGGUGAACUGGGAAAACAACAAAGCUGUGAACACGCUGCAAAUGUAUUUGUGUUUAGUGCUCAAAAAUUUUCCUUAACUCAUUGUCUUCAGGGGUCGCCGUGUUUCUGCGAUUGUUUUCGCUAUUAUCUUAAUAUUCGUUGAAGGGACUGUUUUUAUACUUUGUUGUGGUAAAAUUCAAAGUUUGAGGAAGUUGUUGAGAUCCGAAAAAAGUCUAAGACAACAAUGUUAAUAGUUGAAUAGAUUAAUUAGUCCUAGCCGAUAGCUGAAUAAGAAAUUACGCAAUCAAGUUCAUUUUUGGAAGAUACAUGUGUAAACCUGUACUUCUUUAGAAAAUUUUAAUAUUUCCAUACUGACCCGGAGUAGUGAUCCUCUGCAAGGAUACCUGCGGACGUCGAUUUCGUCGCGCCUUUUCCAUCAAAUUGCCGGGUUUUUCAUAAGAAAUCCAUCGCAUUUCAAGAAUUCUCUAAAAUACCUAUAUAAUUUGGUUUUUCUUUCUUCAUAUGAUAUUUCAUUUGUAAUUUCAUUCAUUUCUUGAUCAAGAUAAAAAAGCGAAACGUCUCCUUUUAAAAAUUCUCAUGUCAAGAAGUUUUAAUGCGCUUAAAGUGAAUUAAACUCUGAAAUAGGGACUUGGCAAACUAGUUGUUGUUAUAUUUCUGUUGCGCUACUUUUUUGUGUCUGACUUGAAAGCACGCAAAAAGAAAAAAAUUACAGGCACGCAAGGUGCGUACACGCAAAAUCGCGUGCAUGAAAGUUGUGAACUGAAGGUAAUUUUCCUAAAUUAAAAAAAAAAUCAAAUUUGUAAAAAAGAAGUACGCAGGAUAUUGGGCGGAUGAAAUAAAUUGUAGGAAAAGCUGUACCUCUUCAAGUAGCAAUGCAAUGACAUUGCAGUAAGGAUUUUUUCAUGCAAGUCUUGAAAAAUUUGAAGCUAUUCGUCACGUUAACAGCCUCGUGUUGUUUGUUAUCUUUAUACUCGCCACUUUAAACAUUCAGUUUCAGUUGACGAGGACUUAUUUGUUCCAAAAUGCCGACAAUAUAUGUCCACAUUCCUCUGCGUGUUGGUUAAAACGUUUUGUUUGUACUGAAUAUAAUUGAGGUCUAGUCCGGCAAAAAAAAAAUGUACAUUAGAAAGAGAGAAAAUGGUACUGUUCCCAACAUAGCCUGACCGUGAAUCUUAAGUCGAAAAUUACAUUUCUUAAGUCGAAGUCUUUCGUCUUUGGUCAAAAAAGCUGUCAAUUUUAAAAAGUUUGGCCUCAUUGUUUUGAAAUGGUGUUGCCAGAAGUCAGGUUUAGGGGCUUUUGUGAGGUUUUUCAAAUCGUUGAUGCGUUAAUUACUAAAGUUCGAGGAAUGCUGGACGGAAACUGAAAGACCACAGCGUGCAAAGAAAGCAGUGUCCGAUAGCCCGGGGCUAGUGGAUUUUGCUAUUGGGCUAGUGAAUUCUGUUAUUAGAGAGUUUUAGAUCCGAGUUUACCGCAAACCUCUAACCGCGGUUUGCGGUUACCCGUCUGCGGUUCGACGGUCAAACAAAAUUCGAUUUAGAUUGGCGGUGGAUUAAAUUAAGGCCGCCAUUUUGAAUCAGCAGCCAUGAAUGACACUUGUUUUCAAGAUCCAAUAGGAUUUAUAAAAUUUAGCAUUUCGCCCGAAUUUGUGCCUCUGUUAAUGGAUAAAGACUUGCUCCACAAGAUUUUUGUAUCAUUACGUGGGAUGAAACAAGAAUUAUACGCUAAAAGUGUUCAGGUAAAUGACAUACGUGAAAACCUAUCUCCCCACGUUGAAAACGCACGUCGUAAACCUCAAACGUGAAGCGAAAGACUUGUCACGUGACCUCCAGCGGUUAGAGGUUCGCGGUAAACUCGGUAAACUCGGAUCUAAAACUCUCUAUUAACUUGCCCGACGGGCAAGUGAAGUUUUCUGAGGAAUUCAAAUUACAGAAGAACUGUGGAAUCAAUCUGCCCAUCAAAACGUGUUUGGGGCUAGUUGAAAUGAUGUUUUCGCUAGUAAAUGUUAGUUUCAGCUUGCCCAAAUGGCAAGCUUUAAAAAUGACUUACUUUGCACCCUGGACCAAGACCCAUCGUUUUCCGCGUGUACUAUUUUUACUAAGGCCAUGUCCACACGUAUCCGGAAAUUUUUUUUCUGCAAAUAUUUUUUGGGGAUGCGAAAAUUUUCGCGUCCACACGCAGCGUAUUCGAAUCGUUUUCAGCCGUCCACACGUAUCCGAUUGUAUUCUGAUUUGCUCUAGUGCCCAGUUGUUUUACCGGAGAGAAUCUUGAAAUGAGCAUGCGCAUAAUUGCGAUUUAGGCGUCAUUUCUUUCGCGCCAUAGCUAAACAGUCGAAGCUUGUAGUUUAUCACUCGAAAAAAUGUCUAAAUCUACUGAAAAAGUCAAGAAAAAGUAUGCUGAUACAUAUAAAUGGACCAAUGAUGAAGUUGAACUACUGCUGACGGUCACGAAAGAAUACAAAACGAAGCAAAUCGCCAAAAGCAUCGACGGGGAAUCUUGUGUUGACAAGUAUGGCGAGAUUCUCGAAGCGUACAGUGCUCAUUAUCCCUCGCCAGAAGAUGCUGCUGCUAUUGGCAAAGAUCUUCCACACAAGAAGGAUGAGUUAAGGUCGCGUCCAGAAUCGCCUUCGGUGAUGGUUCGCUCUUUUUUUGACUUUAUGAUGCCCACUGUUCACUGAUAACAAUCUCAAAACAUCCUGUCGAUCUCUAAUGUAUUGGUUGUGUAAAUUUAUCACAGCUGCAUUUAUCUGAACGCAUGAUAUAAAACUAGAAAUCAGAGCAACUAACAAAGAAGCUACAAUCUUGCUGUACGCCAUUUUUGUUUAUAAUGCUCGCCGUGAAGACUGGAUCCAAGAGAAUGACGAAAGCGUAUUCGCAAAUUUCCGGAUGAGACCGUCCACACGUAUAGGUAUUCGUAUCGGAUAAAAAAAUUUCCACUCUGGAGAGCUUUUUCAAAAAUUUCCGGAUGCGGCAGGAAAAUACGCUGGAUACGUGUGGACGCAAGCCGUAUUCGUAAAAAAAAUUGCGUUUUCACAAAUUUCCGGAUACGUGUGGACGAUGCCUUAGAAAGUUCGCUUAAAAUUUCCAGUGGUAUAAUGUACCUAUCAAUGUAAAUCCCGUGGGGGGGGGGCGGGCAGGGGGGGAUUUGAUGCCUGAGACUAUCCCCGCUGUCGGGCUUUUGAUCGUGCGAAGCGACCCCGGGGUCGGGACAUUUGACGUUGACCGACAGAAGCCUAGUAUCAAUUCAGAAGCGGUUACCAAGUCCGUCCCUCCAGGCUUCUGAAAGUCAUGCUGUCGGAGAAAGGUACGAAGUUUUCAUUUGUUUUAAUCGCCAUAAUCCGAUACUUUGAACUGUCAUCUAAACAGAUAAUGUCCAUUUUGAGAAAGUUUUUAUCUUCAAGUUACCAUCUGAUUGUAAAACUCGAUUGAAAUCGAAUUCCACAAUGAAAAUCAGAGGAUUUUUUGACAUGUUGAGCAGAUGUUAUAAAGCAUUUUACGUAUCAUUAAUAUUAUAAUACUACGGUCAAUCUUCCUGGAGUGAUUUUGUUGUUCAAAAUAAGAGAUGCUAGUGGAGAGAGAAAAUACUUAAUUACAGCGAGUAAUUUAACGGAGCUUACGUUAACCUUAAAUAAAAGUAGUAAGAACGUUCUUUUGAAAUAUUCCUUUAAUUCUUUUUAUAUAGUGUUAUAGUAUCGUUUGUUUAGAUUUUUUCCCCUGGGGUGGGGGCUUUUUUGACAAUUUUGAUUGACCUUUCGUAUCCCACCCUGGGGAAUUUGAUCAAAAAAUUUGUCAAAUCCCACCCCUUGCCCGCACUCCCCCUCCACGGGGUGGAUAGGUGCAUAAAGGCUAGCUUUUCACGCGAUUAGGCCAUCCUCUUUUUUUUCUCUGUGUAGCGUCGUCCGACCGAACCAAAUUUUUGGCAUUUUCAAAAAAAAAAAAACACGUGGCGACGUAGUUAAGCCAUUUUUCACUAGAAAUAAUUCACUUAAUCUGAAAAAUGAGCAUAGUAAUAGCAUAGAGAAAAACAGUAACAAAAACAGGAACAUUUUUUACAGUAUAUUGCCCAUUUUGUUAAUCCAAAUAUGUGAGUGUUAACUUUUAACGUCAUCCUGAGAUAUCAGGGCCUCCUUUUCCAAUUUCUUGAGAUUUUUUUUGUUCUAGGUUUUUUUUCAAUCCGACCGACCGACCGACCCAAUAUCAGGAAACGCAUUCGAAGCUAAACGAAAGGAAAAAAAAGACGGAAUGGCCUUAUCAUCGUAUCCUUUUUCUCAAGCAUGGAAGAAAAGAAAACACAGAAAAGGCUACAAUUUGUUCAUUGCUUUCUAAUCUAUUUUUAUAUUUGCACUUAACGCAGAAAUUUCUACAAGACAGAAAGAUCCGUGAGUUAUUGCAAAGCAUCAUGGAAAAAUUCCCUCUUGGUCCCUUGUGGUAUGAUUUAUCCACAACCAUAGCUGAAGCUGCCAGUACAGCGAGUUUAAAUGCUGCUAAUUCGACGUCUCUAGUAAACAACUUACUAAAUGGGCGCAAUAUUUGGGACUCCCCGCUUCCGCUUCACAAAAGAUCGUCACUGUCAAAAGCUGAAGAUAAUUGCGUUAUGGUUUGGUCUAAGGAUGCCUUACAGUCAAUGCCUUGCAGUCAGCCUGUUACGCAUCGUGUACCAAAUAUUCUCCCUCCCUUUGAAAGUCUCACAAGUAAGAUGAGAGUUCCGCGUUACGUGUUUCACCCAAACGAAGCGCUGUGUGGAGUGCAGACGUUUGAAAUAUGCAGGGGACCAACGUUACCUUGGAAUAUGAAUAUUUUUCCAUUUACGCUGCCCAAGGCUACACCAUUGGUCUACAGCUUUCAAGACGCGCCUCAAAUAGGUGCAGGAUCAGCUGGUCACCAGGCUUCUUCCAUUCCGUUUGUUCCCGGGGUAACAGUUCCACAGUACCCGGAUGCACAAUACAUGUUUCGCGAGGCAAAUCUUUUCAUGGUACCUAAACAAGAGUCGUACAAAGCGACAAGCCCUUUCUUAGAAGAAACACCCCCCAAACGGAAUAAUCUUCCCAAGGCUACUACUAACCAAACGUCCAAUGACCAAACUGACGCCAAGAAAGAGACAGCCUGUAAGCUUGAACCAAAGAAUAAAGCUAUUAAAUCGUAUCAGUGUCGUUUCUGCUCUAAAACAUACACUCGCCAUUCAGCCCUCAUAAUCCACAUGAGGAUUCAUACUGGCGAAAGGCCAUACUCGUGCAGCGUUUGUGAGAGAACGUUUAGACAAGCAGGGGGCCUGGAGUCGCACAUGCGCUCUCAUACGGGAGAAAAACCAUACCAGUGUGAUAUUUGUGAUCGUCGCUUUUCACAUUCCAACGCAGCGAAAAACCAUAGACGAACGCAUACGGGGGAAAAGCCAUACCAAUGUAAAUACAAAGGAUGCGUUCAACGCUUUGCAGACCAGUCAACUCUCAAGAAGCACCUCAGAAUCCACACCGGCGAGAAGCCAUUUCAAUGUCCUCACUGUUGGAGAAAAUUUACCCAGCUCGGAAACAGGAACAAGCAUAUUCAUUGCAGACACAGCCAAGUAAAGCAAAAGUAGAUUUUAUUUUUAACAUCCCGCCCUGCCCUUUUCCUGAGGGUUAACCCUUUCUCACCCAGACCGCAUAACAGUUGAUCUAUAUGGUCAGUUAUAUUAUGAUUAGUUAGAGGCUCCAAAAACGUGGCGGGAGUAAACGCUAGCCAGCGGGCAAGCUCUCUAUUUCGAGCGGCCAGCAAAACGAUCGUGCGUGAAUGAGAGAUCACGCGGCAAUCCCGAGAUGAGAGAAGGAAAGGAGAAUCUCUCCAUUUCACUCUUACGCCUCUUUUCGUUUGGCG